AUGAUGCACCGAAAUGGACUUGAAGCUGUCCAGAGAACCCUAGUUGAUAUAAUGAUGGAAAAAAAUGGAGGAAAGGAAUUGUUUGGUAGAAAAACAUUGGUUCUUGGUGGUGAUUUCAGGCAAAUUUUACCGAUAAUGCGUCUGCUGACCGGAGAUACGUCUGUUGAAAAAAGAGAAGAAGUUGAAGAAUUUUCAAAAUGGAUUCUUGAUGUGGGUAAUGGUAAGUUACCAACAAUCAGUUUGGAUGGAUCGAAAGAUACAGAUUGGGUGGAAAUACCUUCAGAUUUACUAAUACGGUGUCAAGAAAAUCACCUUGACACAAUAGUACGAACAAUGUAUCCCGACUUGCUAAUACACAUGCGUGAUAAGAAUUAUCUUGCUGAUCGGAGUAUAUUAGCGCCAACAAAUGAAUGUGUGCACAACAUAAAUUCACACAUCUUAGCAUGUAUACCAGGUGAAGAACAUACAUAUUUGAGUGCUGAUUACAUUGGACCAUAA
Messenger RNA from Papaver somniferum (opium poppy), 498 nucleotides. RefSeq lists its product as uncharacterized. The transcript is spliced from 2 exons. Gene Ontology annotation, molecular function: DNA helicase activity. Gene Ontology annotation, biological process: telomere maintenance; DNA repair. The record is from RefSeq and is a predicted model, not a curated record. Bases 1 to 498 code for a protein of 165 amino acids. NCBI's taxonomy places the organism in Eukaryota, Viridiplantae, Streptophyta, Magnoliopsida, Ranunculales, Papaveraceae.